AUGCAUUAGGAACCCAUAAAAUAUUAAUUUAUAGCAUUAAUUGUAUAAAAUGUCUUUCAAAAAAUAUAAUUAUGAGGGUGCAUAAAAACGUUAAGUUUGGCGUGGUACCGCUAUGGAAGCAACUACUAGAAGACUGCCACCAGUUCUUCAAAUCGAAGCAAAAGCUAAAAUCAGUGCAUUACUCUCGGAUUUGGAGAUGAAAGCUUACUAUCUUUCUACUGAACAUAAUGUUUCUAUUGCUUCGCCACAUCAAAGUACCAGCUUAUCCAACUCCCUCAAUGAUACAGCAAAUAUGACGCUAACUGCACAUAAUAUUGCCUCACCACUUCAAAGUACUUCUUACCAAACAAACAAUAUGACACCAACUGUGUCUCCUAGCAAACCAAUGGAUUUUUCAACUUGCCAACAUCGUAUAAUUACUCAUUGUACAACAGACACAUCAACUUCUGGAGGUCAAAUUGAAAUCUUUGGAAUCGAUAACAAUUUAUAUACUUUUCAGGUGAUUGCUAAUCUUUCAUCCGGUGGGAUACAGCGCCUGAAAUUUGUGUCUUGCUUUUGUAGUUGUGGCAGCAUGUCCAGACAAACCAAAAAAAAUAUGCAUUUGCCACAACUUCCGAGCCCUGUUAAUAACGUUUACAAUUCAGUUGUUUUAAACAUUAGUUAG
Molecule: messenger RNA, 664 nt
Organism: Rhopalosiphum padi (bird cherry-oat aphid)
Lineage: Eukaryota; Metazoa; Arthropoda; Insecta; Hemiptera; Aphididae
Exons: 3
Coding region: 113-664 (183 amino acids)
Source: RefSeq, a predicted model, not a curated record